Messenger RNA from Anopheles moucheti, 4830 nucleotides. RefSeq names its product integrin beta-PS (gene mys). The record is from RefSeq and is a predicted model, not a curated record. Gene Ontology annotation, cellular component: integrin complex; cell surface; focal adhesion. Gene Ontology annotation, biological process: cell-matrix adhesion; cell adhesion mediated by integrin; cell migration. Lineage: Eukaryota; Metazoa; Arthropoda; Insecta; Diptera; Culicidae. Gene Ontology annotation, molecular function: integrin binding. The transcript is spliced from 7 exons. Bases 349 to 2865 code for a protein of 838 amino acids.
UUCGGUGCUCUCUAGUUUGGUCGGAUCAGUGGUACGGAAAACGCAACAUAAGUGUCCAGCGGACAGCACGACGGCAAAACUCAUCAUUACUUCUUGUUGGCAACUGUACCGGGCGUAGUGUAGGUGUGAAUAUUAAUUUCUGACAAUCAAGCACCACUAACGAACUGAGCAGAACAACACACCGGGACAUAAAAGCCAACCCAACCCAAUCAAUUCUGUAACGCCGUCGAGUCAAAGGGGCAUUAGAAAUAUAUAAAAAGGAUCCAAAUACAACGAACGCCGAUCUGCAAUCAAAACUUGCUACAUCAGUCGCAAUCAAUCGUUACAAUAACUACCCGGCCGAGUACGAUGUAUUGUACACGUCCUCUAGGGGGCGUCACAACGGUUGUACUCGCGGUCGCAGUGAUAGCCAUCAUCGCAGACCAUGCAGCAGGGCAGCUGUCCACGUACCAGCUAACGACAUGCCCGGGCAAAACGACCUGCAGCCAGUGUAUCCAGACGACCAACUGCCGCUGGUGCACGAUGCCCAACUUUACCCAUCCGCGGUGCCACGGGCAAAUCGAGAAGUACUGCCCGGAGGAGUAUACCGUCGAUCCGAGCAACACGUUUCAGCUGCUACAGGGCCGGGAAUUAACGAAACCGUCCCGGCGCUUGCUGGAAGGCCAGAGUGAACGCGAAUCGUACUACUCCUCGAGCCACUAUCAGUCAUCCUCAUCGUCCUCGUUUCACCAGUCAUCCUCAUCGUACGAAUCGGAAUCGGCUGCAGGAAGUAUCGUGCAGAUAUCACCACAACGCGUUAGCCUAAAGCUACGUUUGAACGAGGCAUUCCGGUUUAAUGUGAACUACGCACAGGCAGAAGAUUAUCCCGUCGAUCUCUACUAUCUGAUGGAUCUCUCCAAAUCGAUGGAAGACGAUAAGACAAUCCUGUCCACGCUUGGAGCCGAUCUUGCGUCCGAGAUGCGGAAAAUUACCAGCAACUUCAAGCUCGGCUUCGGUUCGUUCGUUGAUAAGGUGCUAAUGCCAUACGUGUCGACCGUGCCGAAAAAACUGGAGCAUCCGUGCGAUGGAUGCAAUGCACCGUACGGUUAUCUACACCAUAUGUCGCUUAGUUCGGACUCCAAUCUCUUCACCCAAGAGGUCCAACGGGCUAACGUAUCCGGCAAUUUGGACGCACCGGAGGGUGGUUUCGAUGCGAUCAUGCAAGCAAUCGUGUGCCGGGAACAGAUUGGAUGGCGGGAAAAGGCACGCCGUUUGCUGCUGUUCUCGACCGAUGCCGGGUUUCAUUAUGCCGGUGACGGUAAGCUCGGUGGCGUGAUCACACCGAACGAUGGCGAAUGCCACCUGGACCAUAACGGACGGUACACCCAUUCGACCACGCAGGACUAUCCAAGCAUCUCGCAAAUCAACCUGAAGGUAAAGCAGAACGCAAUCAACGUGAUAUUUGCGGUGACAGCGGAGGAACUGUCCGUGUACGAGCAGCUGUCCCGGCUGGUGGAAGGUUCGUCCGCCGCCAAGCUGUCGAACGAUUCGUCUAAUAUCGUAUCGUUGGUACGCGACCAGUACAGUAAAAUUUCGUCAUCCGUGGAGAUGAAGGACAACCGGACGGAUAAUGUGAUCGACGUAAAGUAUUAUUCGCGCUGUCGCAACACAAAUGCUGCGCUGCAGCAAACCAACCGAUGCGAAGGUUUGAAGGUGGGCGACGUGGUGACGUUCGAGGCGCACAUUACGCUGCUGCAGUGUCCGAGUGAUCCGCGUGACUGGCACCAGGUGCUGCAGAUCUAUCCGGUGGGCAUUAACGAAAGCUUGACGGUGGACAUCGAGAUGCUGUGCAGCUGCCCGUGCGAGCAUCCCUCCGAUCCGGAGUAUCGCGAGCGAGCGGAUGAGUGUAGCAAUGCGGGUACGUACAAGUGCGGCAUAUGCGAGUGUGACGGCACCAACCAUGGGCAGCGGUGCGAAUGUUCCGCGCUGGACAGCUUGCUCGAACCGGGCAUGGUCGAUGCCUGCCGGAUGUCGAACGCGAGCGAGGAGUGUAGUGGCCGUGGACAGUGCGUGUGCGGUGUGUGCGUUUGCGAACGGCGCCCAAACCCGGACGAGCUGAUCGAGGGUCGGCACUGCGAGUGCGAUAACUUCUCGUGCGACCGGCCCGGUGGGCUGCUCUGCUCCGGCCCCGACCACGGUCGGUGUGUCUGCGGGCAGUGCGCGUGUCGCGAUGGCUGGACCGGACCGGCUUGCGAUUGUCGGGCAAGCAACGAAACGUGUAUGCCGCCCGGUGGUGGUGAACUCUGUUCCGGCCACGGUAAAUGCGACUGCGGCACUUGUCGGUGCACCGUAACCGAGGAUGGCCGCUAUACUGGGCGAUACUGCGAAAAGUGUCCGACCUGUGCCGGACGGUGCAAUGAGUUCAAGCAUUGCGUCCAGUGUCAGCAGUAUAAGACGGGCCCGCUAGCGACCGCCAAUGAGUGCGCGACGAACUGCACCCAGUUCGUACCGAUACCGGUGAAAAAGGUAGUGAUCGACGAAGAGCGCAACGAUUUCAAGUGUACCUUCUUCGACGAGGACGACUGCCGGUUUGAAUUCUCCUACAACGAUAGUGACCAGGACAAGGUGGUGGUGACCGCGCAGGAAGAACGUGAAUGUCCGCCGAAAGUGUUUAUGCUCGGUAUCGCACUGGCUGUCAUUGCGGUGGUCGUACUGAUCGGCAUGGCGGUGUUGCUGCUGUGGAAGGUGCUCACCUCCAUCCACGACCAACGGGAAUUUGCCCGGUUCGAGAAGGAGCGCAUGAUGGCUAAAUGGGACACGGGCGAAAAUCCUAUCUACAAGCAAGCGACAACAACGUUUAAAAAUCCUACGUACGCCGGCAAGUAAGGUGGGGAAAAUAUUCUGCGAAACCACUCGUUCAUUAGUGCGACUGAUUCAAGUUACAACGUGAAUGCCAACCAUCAAGUAGAAACAUAUGCGUGGCGUCCUUCAUUUCAUGCAAGGCGACGAAUUUUGUCACCGCACUUCGGUAAUGGAGGCGAUGUUCAAGCCCCACGUACAGGGUAUAGAGUGGUAUCGAGCGAAUGGAUGAAUGUAUUUUAAUGGUGUAAAGAUCCUUCCCUCCACCCCAUCUCCACAAUUUCCUUAAUUACUUUUCCGUUCUUUAUGGUACUUACCGUGAAAAUGGUUUGCUAAAUCCCUUUUUGCUGCCGUAAAACACGAAAAAACUCAAACAAGACACGAGGCCCGAAAAAGCGAUAGACAAAUGUAGGAAGCUGCGUUUUCCACGUGAGGUAGUACUAGUUUGACAUUUGCACGCGUGAAUAAGAUAAUUAGAACAGAAGGGCAGACAAUUCGAAAUCGAUAGGUGUCGAUUAGGUGGGCGAAAAUUGGCGGUUGGAUGGUCUCUAGUCCGUACGUACAAUAUUUUAGGGCAUCGGUCUGGCCGGUACAAGAAACAUGUUAAGAAUUUUCUUUCCAAUUAACACCGACGCAAUUAGCAAAAACGUUUAAAAAUCCCGCACAUUACUUUUUUCCUUUUUGUUAUACCGGCAGAUAUUAAGGGUCCGCGAGACGUGACGUCAGUUUAGAGGUAGCUUAACCUCUUGUAUCCAGGGUACGUCAAACCUUCUUUCGAUAAACAGACGAAUUAUGGCUUCUUAUUUUUUAACAAUCUGGUGAACGUAAUUCAAUGCAACAUUGGCACGAAGUAAAAACAAUUUUAAAACACACCCAAAAUGAAUAAGCAAACGCAAGCUAAGCAUAGAAAAGAAAUUUCGCACUUUACGCAAAUCAUCCUUCAAUCAGGGUUUAUCAACACAGCAAACGAAGGUGAGGUUGUUUGGGGUACACCCGCGCUGUCCGAAUGCGAAUGACGUGUUGCAAAUUAUGCCAUUUGCUACGCCAUGUUGUCACCAUGUUGUGUGUGGUAGAACCAUAAUGAAUGCUUCGCGACAAUUUUGCAUUUUUUUUUAUUGGAGAAGAAGAGCUCCCAAGUGCACUUAUAUAAAUCGCAAAACUGUUGUUGGCCAACAACAAGAACAAAUAAUGAAAGCAAUUGAUAGUUUUACAAUUUAAAACAACAAAAAACAAAAACAAUCGUGUGCCAUCGAGUUUUAAAUGGAUAUAAAUUUGCCAAACGAAAAUAUUCGACCACCAACCGUGUGGGAAUGUGUAAACGUAGAACAAACGAAGCGAAGUGUAUUUUAAUUCAUGCAUAUUACAUGCUUUAGAUGUGUUUUUUUUGUAACAUGUUUUUACUUCUUUCAUUAAUAUCCAUCUUUUAAUAACCCCGUUUCAAUUGGAAAUGAUCGGCAUUGGUAUUUAGAUUGCGACACCCUUUUUGGUUUAUUAGCGACAAUCGGUAGAACGAAAAGAUAUUCUACAUCCAAAUACGACAGGAGGUGAAAAAACUGAUGUUCUGAUGUUAAGGUACUCGAAUCGCGUUUCGGCAAAAAGUAUAUUUAUCUACAUUACUAAAGGACCAUUCGAGGUGUGAGUGGUUUUUUUUAAAUAGUUGAUUAAUUAAUUAGUGUUCCCGUAUUUGAGAUAGGUUCUAACUAAACUAGCCCGAUUUCUACAUUGCAAACAAUCAUAAACGGCACAAAAUAGUAUGGAGGGUAAACGAUGGAAAAGAAGGAACGCACAAAAGAUACGCAAAUGUGUUCACAAGUGACGGGGGCCCGAAGGUAUCGCAGUAGGAUGAGGUUUUUAAUUCCACUAACGAUAUAUGAACUACAAGACUAAUUUUGCCAUGUACUCUGUUUGCCAAACAAGAAAAAAAAACGAAUGUAAGCAAUGAAAACAGAAGAAAAAAAAACAAAACUCGUAAGCCCAUCCGUCCCGAAGUAA